CCUGCAAAGAAAAUAUACAAGUGGUUAGUUAGCCUUUAGACUUUUUUGUGCUGAGAAUCUUCCUAACCAAACCCAAAACCAAAACCCUGUUGCCACCAACUUCUAUCCCCUCUUUUUUCAAAUCAUUUGUUUGGUUCCCACCCCAAAACAGUCCAGAUUAACCCCUCACAUCUUCUGGUUGGCACCUACUUAUACUCAUCAUAAUCAACACCACCAUUUCUCCACAUUAGUCUCCCAUGGCUCCCAAAAAAUCCAACACCUGGAAAGCUGUUCUAUUUGGUUGUUUCACAAACAAGACUGCUACUUUCGAUCCCCAGAUUCUGGUUCCUAAAACCGGUUUGUCACAGAGGUUAUCGAUAUCGGAUGUUAGCUCCUCGCUUUCGGUCAUCAAUGGUUUUUCAAGUUAUAUUAAUGGCUGGAACCUUCAUGAGUUCACCCUGGCUGAGCUAACCAGGAUCACCCAUGACUUUGCGGCCAGUAAUUAUCUUGGUGAAGGUGGGUUCGGACCGGUUCAUAAAGGGUUCAUAGAUGACAAGACCAAGCCAGGGUUAGAGGCUCAACCGGUUGCAGUCAAGUUAUUGGAUUUGGAUGGUGGUCAAGGUCACAAUGAAUGGCUGGCUGAAGUGACAUUUUUGGGGCAAUUGAGGCAUCCUCAUCUUGUAAAGUUGAUUGGUUACUGCUGUGAGAAGGAGAACAGGCUUCUUGUUUAUGAAUACAUGGCAAGGGGCAAUUUGGAAAGUCAACUAUUUAGAAGUAAUUUUCUUGCCCAGUGA
This is a messenger RNA of Cynara cardunculus var. scolymus (artichoke), 773 nucleotides long. Its product is annotated as serine/threonine-protein kinase RIPK-like. The coding region runs from base 237 to 773 and encodes 178 amino acids. Gene Ontology annotation, molecular function: ATP binding; protein kinase activity. NCBI's taxonomy places the organism in Eukaryota, Viridiplantae, Streptophyta, Magnoliopsida, Asterales, Asteraceae. The record is from RefSeq and is a predicted model, not a curated record. Gene Ontology annotation, biological process: protein phosphorylation. The transcript has 3 exons.